This is a messenger RNA of Ctenopharyngodon idella (grass carp), 4295 nucleotides long. RefSeq lists its product as uncharacterized. The record is from RefSeq and is a predicted model, not a curated record. The transcript is spliced from 17 exons. The coding region runs from base 1200 to 2456 and encodes 418 amino acids. Lineage: Eukaryota; Metazoa; Chordata; Actinopteri; Cypriniformes; Xenocyprididae.
GCUUAUUAUGAAUUUCCUUUGUCUUGUUGUGUCUGUUUUUCAGUUCCUGUGGUUUAGUUCCUGCUUCCUGUUUUUCCAUUUCCAUAGUAACUGUGUUUGUAACCAUGACAACUUCUCACCAUCAGUCAGUGUUUCUGGGGAAGCUGCUGUUUUCACAGGACAGUAAAUGCAACUCAAAUGUUUGUUCAGUUACAUUUAUUCAUUUUUUUUAUCAUUUAAUAAUUUGUUUGUAAAUUCUUCAACACAGUUUCACUGAUGAUCCAUAAUAAACACCAAACCCAGGAUAGAGCGGUUGAGUGAAUGUGGUCUGGACUGUGUGGAUGAGGAUCAUUGUGUCUCCAGAGACGCUGUAGAAGGACAGAGUUCCUGCACUGUGAUCCACAAACACUCCUACUCUACUGAUGAUGGGCUUUACAGGAAGAUCAGUCUGUAUCUUAUUGUGUGUGAAUGAGUAUCUGGAGGAAAAGCAGAUCAAACUCCAGGACUGAUCAUUCCAUCCAAACAUACACUCAUUCCCUCCCUUCCCAACCCAGUCUCCUGCUACUGCGUAUCUAUACUACGAGUUUGCAUUUUCAUUCGGCGUAGUAUUUACACGCCAAAGUCACAUUUGGCGUAUAUAUGGUACGCAAAACCCUCCCGUUAAACUUCCAUUGAUAGAAAAUGCGUAUGUAUUGCACGCAGAAAUUUAUUAUAGUCAACGUCAUCAUCAUCGUCCCGCCCCUUCAAUCGAACGAAGAUUCACGAUUUCAUCUCGUGCAGGUGCCGAAGCAGCAUAUGCAGAAAUAUUGAUUUAGAAUGCUUAUUUAGAAUAUAUAUAUAUUUUUUUACAGAAACUUAUUGUAGGCUAUAUAACUUACUCAUCAUCUCUAGUGGGGACGAAUGUUGCUACUACAUAAUACAGUUUAAUUCUAAACAAUCCCCGACGGGGAAAGAAAAAUGCUUGCAGAAGCAUCAUUAAUUCAAUGUGAAUUAAUUAUAUGUCUGCUUUAUUUAAUCUGCUCUCUGCUUUUCUUUCUUUUUUUCUUUUUUUGCUUGUUUAAUGUUACACGAAUUUUUGUUUCUUUGUUUGUGAUUGUAUUUGUAAUAGUAAAAGUAUUAAUAAUAAAUAAAUAAAUAAAUAAAUAUAAAAAGUGUAUUGCCAUGAUUUUUAGUCCUUCGCUGUUUCAGGAACCACCCACUCCCGCUUGGAAACCAAUCAAAUGUUUGAACAUUUUUUAGCGCCAUCAUCAAUGUCCCGCCUCCUCAUCGUGCGACCUCGUGCAUCAUCAUCAAAGUCGUCAAUCAUCAGAAUACCCAACAGAAUGUCCACAGGCUCUUUAGAAGCAGCACUUGUUCUUGGAGAUGUGUUUCUUGAUCAGAUACAGAAAGAAGAAAAAAAGCAAGCCAAGAGGUCUAAGCCACAUCCUACGACUGUGAAGUGGAGGCAAAGGGACAGAAAUGGGAAUGUUAUACGGCCGCUUCGAAAAAAAACCUCAAUAAAACAAAAACUGAAAAGAAAGGCUCCUAACCACGGUCCCACCAGUGUGCCCAUCCAAGAGGAAUUUGUUUAUCGAGCAGAAACUGCCUCACUCAUUGAAGAAUUGGAGCAUAUCCUUAAUGACGAAUGUGUUCAGCCUGAAGAGGUGUCUUUGGCCACAUCCUGGCAAAAGAGGCAAUCCCUAAGCCAUGAAAGAUGGCACAUUGCAAGGGAGGCCAUGGUUAAGAAUCUUUUGGCAGCUGAAUAUGUUCAGGAACGCAUCUGCCAACACUGUCUUACUGCAGAGGCCAUUGUACGGUGCAGGGACUGUCUACCUAGGCAGUUUCUAUGCACCGUGUGUGAUGGAGAUGUUCAUCAGCACCUACCUCUCCAUAACAGAGACUCUAUGGCCCAUGGGUUCUUCAAGCCAUUGUGUCCAACCACUGCAGUGAAGAGACAUUCCGAGGCCAUUGAGUUCUCUGAACAGGUUCGAUAUCUUCCACUACUUUUGCCAGAGAAAAUUUGUGCCUGUUCAGAAAGUUCCUGCAGGUUGAUCAGUGGCAAGCCCAUUAUUGUAAUAAAUUUUAAUGGACGGUACAAUCUCACCCUUCCAUCACUGGAGACCUCAUGCUGUGGGAAAACAUGGUCAGUGGGGCUCAGUGAUCUCCUCAAGUCUGGGUACUGGCCAGCCUCUAUACAUUUUGAGACCGUGUAUGAGGCUGGCCUUUUUAGGUCUUUUCUGGAUUUAAAACUUUUUGCUCCAGGUCUUUCACGUCAAGCGUUCCUUGGAAUGCUUGACCGGAGAACAGAGUACAAUGGCAGGAGUGGUAAAAUAUGUGGAGACACAUUCCAGAAAGCCUUGCUGGAGUGGACCUUUGCCCAGCAUGAGGUUGAGAGGCUUUGUGGUGUACAGCCAUUUAAAUGUCCUGCUUGCAGUCCUUCCAUGCAUGCCAUCUCAGUGGAUGCACAGAGAAGGGCUACUUCGAUGGGACAUUUAUAAUGAAGGAUGAAGAUGUUUCAUCCUUUGUGGGAUAUGUUCAUGAAAAGACCAAGCAUGCCACAGGUAAAGGGGUGUGUGGCUCUUCUCAAUGGACAGCAGCCAAGGAGUCUGCAAAAAAGUCGACAUCAAAGAUUGAUGAGGAAGGCCUUGAGAUUGCUGUGUGCCAACAUGGAGGACUUUUAAAAGGCCUAAAUAUGUUCAGAGGGGAAAUAUUUGCUUAUCCCCUGUUCCUUCAAAACACCCUCUCAAAAGAAAAUGUGUCAUUCUUCUGCUCAGAUGUCGCCUGCAAGUACUGGCCAUACUUAAAGAGAGUGGUGGGACACUGUCCAGAGCUAAGGCCUUUAUUAAAUAUGCGCCCACUAUUAUCAGUUAUGCAUGCCAAAGCACAUGAGUGGAGUUGUGAGAUAAAAUGGUCUGGAAGAAACCAAGAGGGAGCUGGUCUUACAAUUGGAGAAGAGGUGGAGCAAGUCAACUCCUUCUUGUCGAGAGCUGCAAUUUGCACUAAAUACAUGUCCAAAGCUGCACGUUCAGACAUGCUCACUGUUCUUGCUUCUGCAUGGAACAAACGGAAGUCUGAAAAUCUGGCCAAAUGUUUGUCUCAAAGAUACAUUAAGACAACCGAAAGGCUGAAAGUGGAAAGAGAGAGCUUUGAAAGUCUGCAGGCUGAGCUUAAUGUCAGUGAUGAUGACAUUCAGCAGUGGGUCAGUGAUGUCCAGCAGUGGGCCACAGUAUCAAGUGCAAAGGAGGACACUGGACUUGAGGGCAGAAUUCGAGGCCUUUAUGUCAGCAUAAAGCUGAGAAAAAUAAAUCUAUACCGUCAGACAGAUAGCAACAAGAGAAGGCACAAAAUAAGGAGGAAAAUUAAUGAAGACAAGUCAACCUUGGCAGCUGCCAUUAAGGACUUCAAUGAACAGUCAGUCCACCAGCUUCCUUCCGUGGAUGAACUGCUCACAGCUGAUCAUUUCCAAUGGCCAUGGGAAUGCCCUGACACUAGUAAUGGCAACCUCUCAACUAAGAAGAUGGUCUUUGACCGGUUCAUGAUGCUUUCCCGACUGAAGGAGGAGGAGCAGAUCAUAGUGACGGAGGUGAAGCAACACUGGCAAUCAUUGAAGGAAGCUGAAUGUUCCCUGAGGGAUCUCUCAGUUCAAAUACAAACUAACAACAGUGACUUUGAGCUUUCAGAGGAGAGUGCCAAUGGACUACUGUGCCUUCUCAAGAGAAAACUGGAAGACCUUCAGUUUCUGCAAAAUAAUGCUAGGAUGUUAUACCGACAAUGUGUUCUGGGACAGGCUUCGGACAGCAUUCUAUUUGAUAACAUUUCCGAUGAAGAAACUGAGGCAAUAAACUACAGCUCUGAUGAAACAGACAGUGAUGAGGACUAAACCUGAGUAUAUAGAAUAGACAGAUACUGAAGAACUAUUUUAAUAAGCUGUAUUUCUUUUUUUUUUUUUUUUCACUGUGAGAAACAUUUUAGCAUAUUAACAGAAUCUAUUUAAUAUUUUCCCAUCCUAAUGGAAAUGAGAUUAAGGUUCAGCAGUACAAGUUUUGACUAUUAUUUUUGAAUCUUUAAAUGUGUAUGUAAGACAGGUGUUUCACUCCACGCAUUUUUAUAGUCUUAUAAACAGCCAUACAACCUCCAUCCCUAUUAAUUAUAUUCUAUUAUUUCCAUUUUCCUUAGCUCUCAUGGGAUCAUACAGUGUAUAUCUGUGAGGGGUGUUUUGCAGUGUGUACAUAUCUUAUAUUGAUAGAAAGUAUAUAAGGAUACAUAACGUUUUCACCUAAUAAUUUUUUUUCCUUACUGUAAGCAAAAUAAAAUACUUGUACAGUGAUCUACAAAAA